AUGUCGGAACCGGUGGACGAGGGACACAGUCCGGAUGUACUGGAAGGGGUUCGGGCACGUGGCUCUGCUCGGAAGCGCGAGACUGUGACGCGCGAGAACGUGUUCAUGGGCACCGAUCGGAUGCGGCCGGAGGAGAAGGAGCGGGCGCUUGGAUGGGCGGUCGAGGCGGUGAACCGUUUCGAUUCGGAGAUGGACGUUGCGCGGUUCCUGAAGGACAACUUCGACUCAGCGUUUGGGGAUAAGUGGCAUUGCGUGGUGGGCCGCCAUUUCGCCUCACAUGUGUCCUAUGAGAAUGAACACUAUAUUUAUUUUAAGAUCGGUCGAGAGGUCAUCCUCCUGUUUAAAAGCGGUGGAGUGGGCAAACCCGCGGGACACACGUAG
This is a messenger RNA of Gregarina niphandrodes, 381 nucleotides long. RefSeq names its product dynein light chain. The record is from RefSeq and is a predicted model, not a curated record. The transcript is spliced from 2 exons. Gene Ontology annotation, biological process: microtubule-based process. NCBI's taxonomy places the organism in Eukaryota, Apicomplexa, Conoidasida, Eugregarinorida, Gregarinidae. The coding region runs from base 1 to 381 and encodes 126 amino acids. Gene Ontology annotation, molecular function: dynein light intermediate chain binding; dynein intermediate chain binding. Gene Ontology annotation, cellular component: dynein complex.